UUUAGAAGCGUGAUUUCUCGUGGAAAUUUCGGUGUAAUUUCGGUUUCUUGGUGGAAAUGUGAAAAGCGUCCCGGUGAAUACGCAGUUUUACUCGAGUUAAUCAACAAACGAAGCCCUGCAGCUUGCCGAAAUGAAGCGGACAAACAAUAAUCGAACAAAUCGCGGGAAAACGGCAUCCGGGCAGCCGCAAGAGAGCGAAACAUCGUCGGAUGAAGAACCAUACAGAGGAUGGGGAGGAGGAGGGGGUGGGAGGAGUAGCAAACUCGUAUCUUCGCCUUCCAAACGCCCCAAACAAUUAUCACAGCAUGCCAUGAAUGACGACGACGAGGAGGCCGGGCCCCUCCAACUCGAUGGCUCCUUGGAUAGACCGGAGAAGAUCGCAAGCAUGCUGAUGCACGCCACGGAAAAAAUGGAACGCUGCUGGAACUUGGACCUGCAGACGUGCCUCACACAGUAUGUUGCCCUUCGGCCCAAUCCGAACUUCCCGGAGGCGGCUAUGGUGGUGUGCUGUGCGGCCAUGAUUUUCGCUCGGAAGGUGGACUAUCUUGAUGAAAUGGUCAUGCAUAUGAACCACGGACAAAAGAUGAGAGAACACGAGGAGGAGACCAGGAAGAAGAAUGAAAACGCCGGGGAAGAGGGUGAGGGUGGGAGUGGCACCACGGCAACGUCUGCGCCGAGAAAGGAAGGACGCAAGCGAUCGGCUCGCUUCAAACAAUUCAAAGAAUCCGAUUUCGACGAGAUCGAGUUCACCGUGAAGGAUCAGGAUGUGGUGCCGCUCGAGCAACUUAUGGAACCGCCAAGAUUCGUUGAGGUGGACAGGCGUACGAAGGUGCGACGUAUGCAGGAGAUGAGCGAUGAGCUUCGUGCUGGUGCACCCAGCAAACGGCGCGCGGAAAUACUGAACCGGUUACGAGAUGAGGCGGAAAUCGGAUCCCUGCUAUCGAGCCACGGGAUGGUACGCCGGAAUCCCAUAUUGGAUCCGGAGUCCGGUGAUUCGAUUGGCACACGGUUCGACUAUCAAGUGUUUCUCAACUUUAUCGAUUCGAAAACCGGUGGCCUGAUUCCGGAACACGACCUCAAACAUUACUUCCAGCGACGCGACGUUAUCGAUAUGCUGCACGAGCAACAGGAAUUUGAACGGGAACGAUGUAGCCAAUUGGGAAUCGCGCUACCGCAACCGAUACUGAAUUUGCAACCCCGCGAAUGCCGCAUGUUCUUGCCACCGGAGUACCUACGCAACCAACACAACAUCGACGUGCAGGAUACGUCGGAUUUCGAGAAAGCACUAAUGGAGGCCCGCAUCAGCAACUAUCGCACGGAUCCGAUCCUCGAGCUCAUGGGCCCGGAAGACGAGAAGCGUUUGUCGGCGGCAGCGGAAGCACGCCUGUCGCAAGAUGCUACAGCGAUGGUCGGCAGUUUCGAGACGAACGAUUCCGGACUGGGCGAUAGCUUGAACGAAUCGGGAAUCGAAAACAACUCAACACAAAAUACCAAUGGAACAACUGUUGGCAUGGAUACGCUCAAUAGCACCGACGAUAAUCCACCUGACGAUGAGCUGAUUGCAUUGGAACGAAACGAAACCGAGGUAAAACCCAGUGCGGAUGGAGCGACGGAGGGACAGGCCGGUGAUAAAUCGGCCAGCGAAGCAUUGCGGCUCAGUGUGGACGAAGGCAUCGGUGCGGACCGAGAUCCUUCAUCGGUGACGCAAUCGCCUGCCGCGGAGAAAGAUGAAACUCUUUCCAUUAGCUUCGGUCGGGGUAUUGUUAUCCCGAAACCGGUAGCUAUCCGGCCGGUGGUGUUGCUUCUCAAUAUGCUUGGACUGCCAGAAAAACUUGUUCGAAAGCAGUUAGCAUUCUCGCUACCGGCAGAAUAUCGUCCCUUGAAGCAGGCCGUCAUGAAGCGAGUUGACGUUCGAACCAAGGAUAUCUUUACCCUUGAUGUGUACCAACUGAAUGCAGACAACAUAGUUCAACCUGUGCGACCGGUAUCGCCAGAAUUGGAAGAUUUCCUUGGAUUCGAAGAGGACGACGAUAAACCAGCUGCUAGAUUGCAUGCCAACAAGAGGCUGACAAAGCAGCAGGGCGAAACACUAUUACGGCCACCGACGCCUGAAGCAGAUUUCUCCGGGUUCGACGAAGAAGAGGUAGACCGUACAAGAGCGACAACGACCGAAUGGUUGGCACGUUGUCCAGCACAGGCCAAGCAAUUACUGGAAAGUCCCAAACGGACGGAUCCAAAACCAGGAUCAGACCCGACGACUCCGAACCGAACGAUAUCCUGCGAUUCCGGCAUAUCUGACACCAUGGUACAGCAAUCUUCCAGUGUUUCGAGCGUUCCUGCAGUCGAUCCGGUUCCCGAACUUAACGAUGACAUCGAGAGCGAUCUGAAUGAAUUGCCGAGACCAUCCACCUCAUCCGGAGAGCCAUCGGAGGAUGCACCAUCGAUCGAUCGCAUCCAGCAAGAGCUGGCCGCGGAAAGAGAGCUCAAAAAGGUGACAAACGAAUGGGAAACCAGGUUAAAACCAUUGCUGCUCGAAUCGGAGAAACGCAAUCACUUCGAUAUCCACGCGUACGGUACCGAAAUUAUCGAUACGUUCGAUAAGGAUGCCAGUCCCACGACCGGUGGUAUCACUUUAGGCCAGGUGCUAGAGAAUAAGCCGCCACACAGCAUCGCACGCUACUUCCUCUCUGCACUAAUGCUGGCCAAUACGAACAACGUACGGAUCGUAAACGAGAAUAGCGACAUCACGCGGCGAUCGAGGUUAGAUGAGAUAUCGCUCCACUUACUCGACCGAAAACGGCAUCAUAAGGAACUGGACCAGCUGGGAGAGAUGUUUGGUUCCGACGCCCAGCCAGGGCCAAGUCGGAGCAAACGCGAUAAACCGAAUCGAAAGCGGAAAGGUGCAUCGAUGGCCGCUACGCCACAAUCCGAUCCGACCGUCCGGUGGGUUGAUGAACGAGGUACAGAAGUUACGAGUUCCGCCUCUAUGCCCUGCACGGCCGAUAAAAUAGCCAGAAGAAAUGUGCCGGAGAGCAGCAACGUUAUUCCGCAGUUGAUGCGCUUCGAAAGCGCACCCCAUCGGUUGAAUCUACAGGAACCAGCUUUUCACGAGGAGUUUGAGGAUGAUCUCCUUACAGUCGAUCUGGAUACACAUCAUGCAGCAAUGGUACCAGCAGCGGCACGCGCAUUCGAUAUUUCGUGCGCGCAAAGCGUGUACUCGAUGAUCGAUUCAGCGUAUGGUAGUGUGAUUCUCGACGCAGAUCAAUCCAGUGUCGCGUAGUAGUCGAUCGAAGCUCUCCAUUUCAUCCCGAUUCUCAAACACACUCAACGCAUUUCACUGCCCUCCGAACACCAACCAUAGCAUAAUGCAUCACACGUUCACAGUUCUCCCAUUUCAUACCAACGAAAGUACAAAACUUCAUUCGAUGUUUGUCUCAUUCUUCAGUAUCUCUUAUCAUUGAUACUACUACCACAUCGCUUAAUUCCUGCCCUCUACUAGUACCAGUUAGGCUCUACAAAGAUCUUACGUGAAAGAUCGUUAUAAUAGCUUUUAGGAUAAUUGGAUUUUUUGCGUUUCAGUGACA
Messenger RNA from Anopheles darlingi, 3584 nucleotides. RefSeq lists its product as uncharacterized. The transcript has 4 exons. The record is from RefSeq and is a predicted model, not a curated record. Bases 131 to 3280 code for a protein of 1049 amino acids. NCBI's taxonomy places the organism in Eukaryota, Metazoa, Arthropoda, Insecta, Diptera, Culicidae. Gene Ontology annotation, biological process: meiotic chromosome condensation; mitotic sister chromatid separation. Gene Ontology annotation, cellular component: condensin complex; nucleus. Gene Ontology annotation, molecular function: chromatin binding.